UUUUUGGCGAGCCAAACCACAUCAAACCCGGUUAGCUCGAGUUUGAUUGUGUUAAGAGUUUGAGUUAACAUUUGACAGAACUCGCAAAAAUUCUUUUGGUUUGGAUAUCUAAUCAAUAAUAAAAUCGUAACCUAUAAUCUAUGAUAGUGCUCGUAGCUCAAGUUGUUUGAUUAUUUCUUAUAUACUAUAAUUGUUAUUCCUAAUCUGAAAUGCACAUCCAUGAAAUAACGUUAAUGUAUAGAUGGUUAUUAAAUCAAAAUGGGUUUACCUUUUCACAAAUAUCUAUUCCCACGUAAAUGUAUCGUCAAAAAGGAAGUUAAUAAAGAUCUAUACAGUACAAUAUAGAAUAUGCAUAUCUACGAUUAAAGUUAUUUGGAUCCUCGAUUACUAUUUUUUUAUUAUCAAUUUUAAAUAUUUACUUUGUAUUUUUUGCAAAGUUAAUCCAUUAUCAAUUUUUUUUAUUUACAACUUAUACCUAUCCAAACCUCUAAAAAAACGAAGUAGUGACUAGGUACGAUGGUACGAAACAGAAAAUAAAUAAACAAAGAUAGAAAUAUUAACUUAAUAUCCAAACCAACCCACAAGUCCGGUUUGAUGGUUAGGCAAACUCUGCCAAACCGGGUUAACUACAUUUCUCGCCAAAACGUCAAACCUCAACAAACUAUAGUUAACCGGGUUAGCGGUUUUCUCGCCAAAAAACCCUUAUUAUUAGUUUUUAUCUUCGCAAGAAAUUUUUUCGUUUUUAUUAUUGUUUAUUAUGCAAUUGCAAAAUGCCAGCCAAAUGUUGUAUUUUAAAUUGUAAACGUCAACGCGAUGAUCCUGACUGUCUUCAUUUAAAUUUCUUUCAGAUAACUUUUUCAGUUGUUUUCGUUAUUUAUUAGAGUACCUAAAGAUACCAACAGAAUGAACGAGUGGCAUGAUAACAUCAAAAGUUAUUUUAAAACAGAUGUAAAAUUACUUCCUCAUUUUCAAGUAUGUGCAUUACAUUUUAAAAAAGAAUUCUUUUCUACUGGUUUAACUGGUCAGAGGAUUAGACUAAAAAAUAAUGCUGUUCCUACUAUUUUCGAAAACUAUGGAUGGAAUGAACAAAGUCAAGAAUUAGAGAAAAGUGGUUUGUUUCAAUAUAAAUGUGAAGCAAUGGACAUAGAUGCUGAUCCUGAAAAUAUUCCAAAUCCUUCUGACAAUGUUAAUCUUGAGAAAUCAUGCGUUAUAAUAUCAAAUCAAUCGUUAAAGAACUUGGAAUCAAAUGAAGAAAAUGUUACUAUUGAUGAAUUUGAAAAACCAUAUUUGAAAAGCCAAUCAUUACCUUCAUCACUAGAAGACAACAAACUAGAGGAAAGCCUAGGUGUUCCAUCCAAAACUGUUGAAGAAAAAUUGUGGCAAAAGUCAAUAGCUAAUAUAGAUUUAAAUGCAAUAGAUUAUAAAGACGAAUUUUUAGUUAGAAAAUUGCUCGAAAAGUCAAAAAUGGAAAUAAUUCAAUUACGUAAAUCACGUAGACUACAGACACUAAAAUUAUAUAGAGCUAAUAAGAAGAUAAGAGGUGUUGGAGGAUUAUUAUCUCGUGUAAAAGAGCAAGGAUUCAUAUCAGAAAAGGUUUCUGAGAUACUAGACGCCACAGUUCCUGCAGAAACUCGUGACAUGUUUCUACGUCUGCUCGAAAAACCAAAGGGAAGAUAUACGUUUCCACAUUCUUUACGCAAGUUUGCUACAAAUUUGCACUUUUAUUCGCCUAAAGCUUAUAAUUACGUUCGUCAACUUUUUGUUAAAUGUUUGCCACAUCCACUUACAAUUUCCAAAUGGUAUAGAACAAUUGAUUGCUCAUCUGGAAUAAAUUUACCAAGUAUAGAAACUUUAAGAAUGAAAGUAGAAUAUAAAAAAUUAAUGAUAAACCGGUAUUGUGCAAUUUAGUAAUGGAUGAAUUGGAUAUUCGAAAUAAAAUCGAAACAGUGAGCGAUAAAGAAUAUGGCUACAUUACUAGAGG
This is a messenger RNA of Anoplophora glabripennis (Asian longhorned beetle), 1981 nucleotides long. RefSeq lists its product as uncharacterized. Lineage: Eukaryota; Metazoa; Arthropoda; Insecta; Coleoptera; Cerambycidae. The record is from RefSeq and is a predicted model, not a curated record. Bases 904 to 1908 code for a protein of 334 amino acids. The transcript is spliced from 5 exons.